UGUGUCUGGGAAGCAUGUUUACGUUAUUGGUUGUAGCGAAUAUUUACUUUAUUGGUUGUAGUGAACUCCGUAAACAGUCGGCGCAUCUAAUCGUCAAGGAAGUCAUUGCUUUUAAUGGUUUUACAGCGUGACUGCUGUCAAAUCCAGUCGAUAAGUGUUAAGCAGAAGCCGAAUGAAAUGAAUAGGAAGAAAUGCGGCUAGAUAGCAAAUAUCACAAAACCACAGAACUGGAUCCUACGAUGGUUGAUUGCAUCUCGAAGGGCAUUGACAGGAUUGUAACCAGUUUUUUCCAGCUGUGAUGUGGCUGUGCUCAACCUGAUCUCAAAUUCUCUCUCCGCCGAAAGAUUCAUUUAAACAGUAUAAAGCUGUAGAUUUAGUUACAUUUAAUUCCGAAUCAGUGGUUCAUAUGCUUCGCAUUUGUGCAGUGAAGAUUUCUGAUAAACAAAUCGGCUUCGGUGAUGGACUUAUUCGGUGAUGUUUUAUUUUUGUGACCGCUAAUUCGUUGUUAAUGACAACCUACUAUCGUUUCAAUUGAUGACAUGUCAGACGGAGAGUUUGAUGACAUCGGAGCUUUAAAACAAAAUUACUCAAAUUGCCACAGUAACCUUUGGCAAAAUAAGUCCGGCGAUGGAGAGAUAAUUGGAUGAAAUGUAUAAAUUAUCCAAUAUGUAGUGAUUUUGCCUUGAAUAGCGUACAGAAUAACAAUCUAGAGCGCUGCUUUCCGACCGGUUGUACAUUUCUCAAUUUGCGCAUCCUCAUGCACAAUUACAACCAUGUAAACUAGACUUUGAAUAAGUAUACAAAAAGGCAGUCAAAUAUGACUGUCCCGAAAGAUAUCCCGGAGAAGUGGUUUCCCAUCGUUCUGCCACUCAAAAGGAAAAAACACGGACUCAAUGCAGCUAAAGAGAAAAAUAAAGGGACAGAGGAGGAGAGGAAGGUCAGAGCCAACGACAGGGAGUACAACGAGAAGUUCCAGUACGCGAAUAACUGCAUUAUGACCUCCAAGUACAACAUCAUCACCUUCCUGCCGGUCAACCUGUUCGAGCAGUUCCAGGAAGUGGCCAACACUUACUUCCUCUUCCUGCUCAUACUGCAGCUGAUCCCUCAGAUCUCUUCUCUGUCCUGGUUCACCACCAUUGUGCCUUUAGUCCUGGUGCUGAGCAUCACUGCAGUGAAGGACGCCACAGACGACUACUUUCGUCACAAGAGCGACAACCAGGUGAACAACCGGCAGUCUCAGGUCCUCAUCAACGGCAUUCUUCAGAAGGAGAAGUGGAUGAAUGUGCGAGUGGGUGACAUCAUUAAGCUGGAGAAUAACCAGUUUGUGGCAGCUGACCUGCUCCUGCUCUCCAGCAGCGAACCCCACGGGCUGUGCUACAUCGAGACGGCAGAGCUGGACGGAGAGACCAAUAUGAAAGUGCGACAGUCUCUGCCCGUGACCUCGGAGCAGGGGGACCCGGGCAAGCUGGCCCAGUUUGAUGGAGAGGUGAUCUGCGAGCCUCCCAAUAACAAGCUGGACCGUUUCUGUGGCACGCUGUACUGGCGGGAGUGCAAGUACGGCCUGAGCAACCAGAACAUGCUGCUGCGCGGCUGCGUGCUCAGGAACACGGAGAGCUGCUACGGCCUGGUCAUCUUCGCCGGUCCAGACACCAAGCUGAUGCAGAACAGCGGUCGCACAAAGUUCAAAAGAACCAGCAUAGACCGGCUGAUGAACACUCUGGUGCUCUGGAUCUUCGGCUUCCUGGUCUGCAUGGGCGUGAUCCUGGCCAUCGGGAACGCCGUGUGGGAAAAGGAGGUGGGCUCCCUCUUCCAGAGCUACCUGCCCUGGGACCCGCCCGUGGACAACUUCCUGUUCUCCGCCUUCCUGGCUUUCUGGUCGUACGUCAUCAUCCUCAACACCGUGGUGCCCAUCUCCCUCUACGUCAGCGUGGAGGUGAUCCGCCUGGGGCACAGCUACUUCAUCAACUGGGACCGGCGCAUGUUCUGCCAGCGGCGCAACACCCCGGCCGAGGCCCGCACCACCACCCUCAACGAGGAGCUGGGCCAGGUGGAGUACAUCUUCUCCGACAAGACCGGCACCCUCACCCAGAACAUCAUGACCUUCAACAAGUGCUCCAUCAACGGGCACGCCUACGGUGAGGUGAUCGACACCCUGGGGGUGCAGCCGAAGCGGGGUCAGUCUCUGGACUUCUCCUUCAACCCCCUGGCUGACAGUGACUUCUGCUUCUUCGACCAAAGCCUGCUGGACUCUGUCAAACUGGGGGAGCCGCCGGUGCACGAGUUCUUCAGACUGCUGUCCCUCUGCCACACUGUCAUGAGCGAGGAGAAGAGCGAGGGAGCGCUGGUGUACAAGGCCCAGUCCCCGGACGAGGGCGCCCUGGUGACUGCGGCCCGCAAUUUUGGCUUCGUGUUCCGCUCUCGCACCCCCAGCACGGUGACGGUGCAGGAGCUGGGGCGCCCCGUCACGUACACGCUGCUGGCCAUCCUGGACUUCAACAACAUCCGCAAGAGAAUGUCCGUCGUCGUACGGAACCCGGAGGGGAAGAUCCGGCUGUACUGUAAAGGUGCAGACACCCUGCUGUUUGAGAGACUGCACCCCUGUAACCAGGACCUCAUGAACGUCACCUCAGACCAUCUCAACGAGUACGCUGGCGACGGCCUGCGCACGCUGGUCCUGGCCUACAGGGACCUGUCUGAGCAGCAGUGGGAGGACUGGGCUGAGCGGCACCGCGGGGCUGAGAGAGCCAGCGACUGCAGGGAGGACCGACUGGCCGCCGUGUACGAGGAGAUAGAGCAGGACAUGAUGCUACUGGGAGCCACAGCCAUAGAGGACAAACUGCAGGAGGGAGUGCCUGAGACCAUUGCCAUCCUGUCGCUCGCCAACAUAAAGAUCUGGGUCCUUACUGGAGACAAGCAGGAGACGGCGGUGAAUAUCGGUUACUCGUGCAAGAUGCUCACGGACGACAUGAGCGAGGUGUUCGUCAUCAACGGUCACACGGUGCAGAGCGUGCGGGAGGACCUGAGGAGGGCAAGGGAACGAAUGAUGGAGUCUGCACGCUCCCGGGACGGAGGGAAGGAGAUGGAGGGAUGGGCAGAGAGUUGCUUGCUGGGUAACGGAUUUGGAGGAGGAGGAGGAGGAGGGGGAGUAGGCGGUGGAGGAGAAGGUGCAGACUGGCGACAGCAGGUGGAGGGCAAGGAGGACCCCAUCCCUCCACCUCACCCCCCCUCCACCCUGCUGGACUCCAUCUCUGGAGAGUUCGCCCUGGUCAUCAGCGGACACAGCCUGGCUCACGCCCUGGAGGCGGACAUGGAGCAGGAGUUCCUGGACACGGCGUGCGCCUGCAAGGCGGUGAUCUGCUGCCGGGUCACGCCGCUGCAGAAGGCCCUGGUGGUGGAGCUGGUGAAGAAGCACAAGAAGGCGGUGACGCUGGCCAUCGGCGACGGCGCCAACGACGUCAGCAUGAUCAAGAGUGCCCACAUUGGAGUGGGCAUCAGCGGGCAGGAGGGCAUCCAGGCGGUGCUGGCGUCGGACUACUCCUUCUCGCAGUUCCGCUUCCUGCAGCGCCUCCUGCUGGUGCACGGCCGCUGGUCCUACCUGCGCAUGUGCCGCUUCCUCUGCUACUUCUUCUACAAGAACUUUGCCUUCACCAUGGUGCACUUCUGGUUUGGCUUCUUCUGCGGCUUCUCCGCCCAGACGGUGUAUGACCAGUACUUCAUCACGCUCUACAACAUUGUGUACACAUCUCUCCCUGUGCUGGCCAUGGGGAUUUUUGACCAGGACGUCCCAGAACAGCGCAGCCUGGAGUACCCCAAGCUGUACGAGCCCGGGCAGCUCAACCUGCUCUUCAACAAGCGGGAGUUCUUCAUCUGCAUCGCGCAGGGCAUCUACACCUCCGUGGUGCUCUUCUUCGUCCCCUACGGCGUGCUGUCCCAGGCGGCCCGCCACGACGGCAUCCCCCUCGCCGACUACCAGACCUUCGCCGUUACCGUGGCCACCUCCCUGGUCAUCGUGGUCAGUGUGCAGAUUUCCCUGGACACUGGCUACUGGACAGCGAUUAACCAUUUCUUUGUGUGGGGCUCCCUGGGUGCCUACUUCACCAUUUUGUUCACCAUGCACAGCAACAUCCUCUUCAGUAUCUUUCCCAAUCAGUUCUGCUUUGCCGGAAGUGCCCAGAACACCCUGGGGCAGCCGGUGGUGUGGCUGACCAUUGCUCUGGCCACUGUGGUGUGCAUUGUGCCUGUCCUGGCCUUCCGCUUUCUGAAACUGGACCUCAAGCCCCAGCUUUCUGAUACGGUGCGGUACACCCAGCUGGUCCGUCAGAAGAAGCGGAAGCCCGGCGGUCGUGGCGGGCGUGGCGCCAGCGGGGGUGCGGGUGGGCUGGGAGGCGGGGCUCUGGGCCGGCUGGGGCGGGCGGGGUCCCGGCGCUCGGGGUACGCCUUCGCCCACCAGGAGGGCUUCGGGGAGCUGAUCACCUCAGGGAAGAACAUGCGCCUCAGCUCCCUGGCGCUCGCCACCUUCGCCUCGCGCCACAGCGCCAGCUGGAUCGACACGCUGCGCAAGAAGAAGCAGCCGCAGCCCCCCGGGGGGGGCGAGAGCAGCCCCGCCUACACCCCCGCCCCCGCCGCCCCCCUCUCCACCUCCUCCUCGCUGCUGGGGCCCCAGGAGGAGGCCGCCUGCAGCAGCGCCGUCACCCCCACCCUGGCCCGCAGCCCUGGGGCGGACUCCGCUGGGGGCUGGCCCAUCAGCCUGGGGGCCGUACAGGAGGCGCUGCUUGGGUGGCGAGGGGUGGGGGCACGCAUCAGCGGCGCCAGCAGCCCGGGCCCCCCCCCAAUCGCUGAGGAGAGCUCCCUCGCCGAGUGAGCAGCAAGCAGGAAGACCCACCGGAUGACUGUGCCGGGCGUGGCACCAAUGCCGCGCCCUCUCUGAGAUUAGCGGGACUGCCCCCCCCCCCCCCCCAGUCUGUGCCUGGGCAUGUCAGGCAAAGGUACCGCCAUGAUGCCACUGCUGAGUGUCCCAGAGACUCAAUGGGAAUUCCUGACACCCAGGUGACUCCUGACUUUCCUUCUCUCCUCUGUUCCCUCCCAUGAAGGGGGGGGGGGCAUCCAAGCAACAUACACCUUUCUUUCUGAAGAAAUGCUCUCUAAAGGAGAUGACAACAAAAGUUGUUUCCGUUCCGACACAAAGGAUUUUUUCAUACGAUUCAGAUAUGAGACAGAACUGUUACGCUCAUUAAUUUAAAAAAGUUUAAAAAUGCAAUGCAGUGUAGGUGUGACAGCAGUGUGAUUCAGUUUUGAUUGUAAACAUAGGCUUCAAUCUGUAGAUACAUGUUUGUCAUCCCACCCAUGAAUUCACUCUGAAGGGAUGGACAGAAGCCAGGAAGGACAGGAAAUGGAGAGAGAAAUGAGAGGGAAUCUUGGGGAAUAUUAUUAUAGACCUUUAUCAGAUUAAUCACAGAUAAGGGGCUGUUCUGGUUCUGAAUAUAUAUCCAAAUUGUUGUACACAUGGUGACACCUUUAUCAAGGUGUACUUACCGUAUGUCAAGUGUUACCCUUGAAACCAUUGAUGAAUCGGCAUUGGGAUCUCACAUUGAGAUCUAGGCUUUGGGAGCGAGAGCGUUCUACAAUCUGCCUCUCCCCAGCAACCAGUCCGUGUGUCUCUGCUUCACUGCACUGAUUCUUUGAACAGUUGCCUCCCAUCACACUUUGGCAGUUUCCUGUUUCUCUCCUGCUCUCCUUCCCCUUAUGUCUCUCUCUCUAUCGCUCUCUCUCUCUCCCUCCCUCAAGGGUUUGUUUUCCUUACAAACUCUUAAAAAAGCCUCGUGUCAGUGAACUUUAAGGUCUCGGCUUAUUUGGGGCAGCUGAUGUUUCCAAAGAAACGGUCAGUCAGUCACCAUCAGUUUCUGGAUGCUGCUGCUCUCCCACUCCUGAAGUGUAUCCCACCAACUUGGUGUGUGCUUCACUUGGCACAUCUGUACGAACCCAAAACUCAACUUUUCUUAAUCUCUUUCAAAAAGUAAACACAACAACUUACAUUGAUUCAAAAACAAUAUCAUAUGAAAGCUAUUAUUUUCUCAUUAAUUUAAUGUAGCCUGUGUGAGGGCGGCCACGUUAUAUCAACAAGAGUUGAAGAAUUGUUAGUCGUUGGCUACUGAGCGGACUCUGAAGCCUCAUGUUUGGACUGCCAGGACAACAUGGAAUUGUACAAGUGAGCAUUCAGAAGCUGUGUACACAAUAGUUCUCAGUGAGAACGCCACAUUCACCUUACUGGACACUGCAGGAUUUAGCACUCAGUCUUACCCCUCAAACCCUCCUUUUCUGCACCAUAUUGGUGCUCUUGCCCACGGUGAGCUACCCCUGGCAGAUGCAGGUCGAACUGGGCUGUGCCUGGAGGCACACCACUGCACAGGAUUAGGCGAAAUACUCACAGAUAGCCUUGGGCUCCGCUGUACUGGACCAAGAAAACAAGACCCCUCUCUAGGUCAUGCUGGCCUGGACUUUUUUUAUUUUAAAAAAGGAGCUCUCUCAGAUCGGUGUGGCCCAUCUGAUUAAGAACUGAAAUGGAGACUUGUGGAGAUAUUACAGGACUGCACUCAUUAGCUCUUCAAUAGCCUGCAUCUUCAGGUUCUCACAGUGUUUGCACUGCGUCCUGGAGUCACAAAUCACAAUGGUCCUGCCUUGGACUGGUCUGUAGUUUCUCAGUUGGGACAGACCAACAGACCUCGAUAUGAAUGCUGACAUCUCGCUAACUGUAUUUGGGAUGUACCGUUUUUGGGGUUUGUCAUAUUUGUUGAGAGAAAACAGUAUUACAGAGAACGUACCAGAGCUUUGACUCACCCCCACAUAAGAAGUGCUUAUUCUUCUCAAUAUUUGUGCGUACUGUUGCUUCUCUCAUUGUUUUCCCCAGAGGAAGACAUCUGGCAAUAAAAUGGAAGCUGUGACAGGGUUUUGUUCACGCACAAGAGGGUGGGUCAAAGUUUGGAUGUUCAGAACAUGUUUGAGUUUUUGGGCCGUUUUCAAAUGUAUCCAAUAUAUCAGGCCUUGUAACUCUUGUUAAGACUGUUGGGUCUUAGUGCUCAAGCUGAAUGGAAAGGUUGAAGGGUGGUCAAUAAAUAAUUCAGUGUCCCUCUGUUGAGGGAAACGUA
Molecule: messenger RNA, 7142 nt
Organism: Anguilla rostrata (American eel)
Lineage: Eukaryota; Metazoa; Chordata; Actinopteri; Anguilliformes; Anguillidae
Gene: atp8b2
Product: ATPase phospholipid transporting 8B2
Exons: 28
Coding region: 818-4861 (1347 amino acids)
Biological process (GO): phospholipid translocation; Golgi organization
Cellular component (GO): plasma membrane; trans-Golgi network
Molecular function (GO): magnesium ion binding; ATPase-coupled intramembrane lipid carrier activity; ATP hydrolysis activity
Source: RefSeq, a predicted model, not a curated record